AAUUGAGAGUUUAGAUGAAAAGCCUUCAGAAACCAUUAAAAAAAUGUAAACUUGGAGGAGAAGCAGCAUGUUGCUGACCGAUACAAUAAUUAAAUUACAGAUACCACUUUUUUUUUAUGCUUAUAUUGAGAUUGAAGUUCAAUCUUCAACCUUCAAUCCCACAAAAUGGAGAUCUCCUGGUUCAUCUUCACCGUCUCCCUCUGCAUCUGCUAUUUGCUCAAAUCCAUUUUUUCCCAUUUCCGAAGCUCCACAAAUCUCCCACCAGGCCCUCCCUCAAUCCCCAUCAUCACCAAUUUCCUAUGGCUCCGCCGAUCCCCUCUCCAAAUGGAGUCCCUCCUCCGCCGCUCCGCCGCCAAAUACGGCCCCAUCGUCACCCUCCGCAUCGGCUCCCGCACCUCCAUCUUCGUCGCCGACCGCUCCAUCGCCCACAGGGCCCUCGUCCAAUCCGGCGCCCUCUUCGCCGACCGCCCCUCCACCCCUCCCUUGACCGGAAUCAUCUCCGGCAACCGACACAACAUCAACACGGCGCCGUACGGCCCCCUCUGGCGUCUCCUCCGCCGCAAUCUCACUUCCGAGAUCCUCCAUCCUUCGCGGGUCCGGUCCUACGGCCUAGCUCGGAAGUGGGUUUUGGAUAUUCUCAUCAAUCGCCUUCUCUCUCACUCUGAAUCGGGAUUUUCCCCCGUCUCUGUAAUCGACCAUUUUCAGUACGCCAUGUUCUGUUUGCUGGUGUUGAUGUCGUUCGGAGAUAAGCUUGACGAAAAUCAGAUUCGUGAAAUUGAGAGCGUGCAGCGAGAGAUGCUGUUGAAACUUGGACGUUUCAGCAUCCUCAAUUUCUGGCCGAGAUUGACCAAGAUUUUGCUCCCAAAGCGCUGGGAGGCGUUUGUGGAACUCAGAAGGAAGCAGGAGAGAAUCCUAAUCCCUUUGAUCGAAGCAAGAAGGACGGCCAAGCAAAACAGAGCAAACAGAGCCCAAAUUGAAGACGAAUUUGUGGUGUCAUAUGUGGAUACGCUUCUCGAUUUGGAGCACCCCGACGAGAAGAGAAAGCUCACAGAUGAAGAAAUCGUGACCAUAUCCUCCGAGUUACUCAACGCCGGCACCGAUACCACCUCCACCGCCCUGCAAUGGAUAAUGGCGAAUUUAGUGAAAUACCCUGAAAUCCAACGCAAACUUUUCGCGGAAAUCGAAGGGGUUAUGGAAAAUGGAGGGGAGGAGGUGAAGGAAGAAGAUCUGGGGAAGCUUCCAUAUCUGAAAGCCGUGGUUUUAGAAGCGUUACGAAGACACCCACCGGCGCAUUUUCUGUUACCACACGCAGUGAAAGAAGAUACGGUGUUUGAAAAUUACCUGAUACCCAAAAACGGGACGGUGAAUUUCAUGGUGGCGGAGAUGGGUUUGGAUCCGAAGGUGUGGGAAGAUCCGAUGGCGUUCAAGCCGGAGAGGUUCGUGAAGGUGGCCGGAGAAGAAGAAACGGCGGCGUUUGACAUAACGGGGAAUAAGGAAAUAAAGAUGAUGCCGUUUGGAGCAGGGAGGAGGAUCUGCCCCGGGUUUGGUCUGGCGAUUCUUCAUUUGGAAUAUUUCGUUGCGAAUUUGAUAUGGCGGUUUGAGUGGACGGCGGUGGAGGGAGACGGCGUUGAUUUGUCGGAGAAACUGGAGUUCACCGUCGUGAUGGAAAAGCCUUUGAAAGCAAACAUAAAUCCGAGGUUUUAAAUUGCUUGUUUUUGCUCUGCUCUCUGCUCAUAACUUUUCAUUGUAAAGUUUAAGGUUGUAAUGAUAGAUUGGGAGCCAUUUGAAAGUCCGAAUGCAUAGAAUAGAUUGUUGACUUUUAAAA
Messenger RNA from Momordica charantia (bitter melon), 1825 nucleotides. NCBI's taxonomy places the organism in Eukaryota, Viridiplantae, Streptophyta, Magnoliopsida, Cucurbitales, Cucurbitaceae. The record is from RefSeq and is a predicted model, not a curated record.